UAUAGGGUGUGGAGUUUAUUGGAGAGAAAACAUUGCAAAAUAACAAGGAAGCUUAUAGUAAUAGUAAUAGUAAGUGUUAGAAACAAGUGUUGUUAAUGGUAGUGAAUUCAGCAAGUGAGGAAUUAGUAAUGGUAGUAGUUAUAAGAGAGUAUGAUUCGGAGAAAGAUAAGGUGGCGGUGGAGGAGCUUGAGCGCCGUUGUGAACUCGGUGGUGGUGGUGGCCGCCGUGGUAAGCCUUCACUUGUCACUGAUCUAAUGGGUGAUCCUAUUUGUCGUGUUCGUCAUUUCCCAACUCACAUCAUGCUGGUAGCAGAGUACGGAGAAGAAAAUGAGAUUGUGGGAGUAGUAAGGGGUUGUGUCAAAAACGCCACAACAGGGAAUUCCCUUUAUGUAAAGUUGGCUUAUAUUUUGGGCUUAAGAGUCUCUCCCACGCACAGGAGACUUGGUAUUGGCACAAAAUUGGUGGAACGACUAGAAGAGUGGUGCAAAGAAAAGGGUGCAGAGUACGCAUACAUGGCCACCGAUUGCACCAACGAGCCUUCUAUCAAUCUAUUCACAAAAAAAUGUGACUACACCAAGUUUCGUACCCCAACCAUGUUGGUGCAGCCAGUUCAUGCUCAUUCCAAGCCCAUACCUUCAGACAUUGCCAUUAUUCGAGUUCAACCGAAGCUCGCCACCUCUAUGUACGGCCAAAUCUUUGCAAAUUCAGAGUUCUUCCCCAAAGACAUAGACGCCAUUUUGACAAGCAAGCUCAACUUGGGAACUUUCAUUGCCGUACCGAGGAAUUCCCUCUCCAAAUGGGACCCGAGGAAGACGUUGUUUCCCCCAAGUUUCGGGUUACUAAGCGUUUGGAACACCAAGGAAGUGUUUAAGUUACAAUUAAAAGGUGUCUCGACUUUGAAAUACGCAUGCUGCGAAGGGAGUAGGGUUUUAGAUGCAUGGAUGCCUUGGUUGAGGCUGCCUUCUUUCCCAGAUGUGUUUAGGCAGUUUGGUGUGUAUUUCAUGUACGGACUUCACAUGGAGGGGAAGCAAGGGGUUAGGCUCAUGAGGUCUCUAUGCACCUUUGCGUAUAACAUGGCUAGGGAUGACGGUGGAUGCGGGGCUGUGGUGGCUGAGGUGAGCCAGAGAGACCCUGUUAGAGUGGCCAUUCCUCACUGGAGGAAGUUCUCUUUGGCUGAAGACCUUUGGUGCAUCAAAAAACUUUCAAAGCUACAUGAAACUCAAGAGAAAGAGACUGUUACUACUACUACUACUACUUUGAAUGUGGGCGAGAGAUUUGAGCCGUCCGAUUGGACUAAUGCUCGAUCAUCUUCGCCAGUGAUCUUUGUUGACCCCCGUGACUUUUGACAUAGUAAUAAUAAUAAUAACAAUAAUAAUAAUAAUAAUAAUAUUUAGAGUUCAUCCUCAUCAUCA
Messenger RNA from Cannabis sativa, 1412 nucleotides. RefSeq names its product probable N-acetyltransferase HLS1. Bases 96 to 1346 code for a protein of 416 amino acids. The record is from RefSeq and is a predicted model, not a curated record. The transcript has 3 exons. NCBI's taxonomy places the organism in Eukaryota, Viridiplantae, Streptophyta, Magnoliopsida, Rosales, Cannabaceae. Gene Ontology annotation, molecular function: acyltransferase activity, transferring groups other than amino-acyl groups.